UAUCAGUACUCGACGGGAAAGAGAAUAUUUAAGGUAGUAUUCAUGUAGUCGACCGUUCUUAUUUCAAAUCAUAUCUUACUCACUAAUGCUCAAGAUGCUCGGUAUUUUGUGAUUGGUUUAUGACACUUAAGACGUUCUUAAAUAUAAGAAAUGGAAAACAAACUAUGAGUACCGGUCUUACUGCUGUUUAGUUCUUUUCGCAUCGCUGCUCGCAUAAGGUUACAGAGGUUAUACUAUCGCGCUUAUAAACACAAUGUCCCGAUUAUCGUAUACCUACAGAGGUCUUAUUGUUCCCGUAUUUACUACUUUCAAUAGCGAUGGAUCUCUUAAUUUGGAUAUUAUAUCACAAUAUGCGACAUAUUUAGCAAAGAAAGGGAUCAAAGGUAUUCUUGUUAAUGGUACAAGCGGUGAGGGAACGUCAUUGUCUGUUGCCGAGAGGAAACUCAUUACCGAAACCUGGGUAAAGGCAGUGAAAGAAACAAAGCAACACUUGAUGAUUCAAGUAGGAGGUGCACCUCUUCCCGAUGUUAUUGAACUUGCGAAACACGCAAGUAGUAUGCAAGUGGAUUCUAUACUCUGCUUACCAGAAUUGUACUUCAAGCCUACUACUCCUAAAGAACUGAUUGAAUACUUGAAAAUAGUUGGAAAGGCAGCGCCAAAGACACCAUUAUUAUAUUAUCAUAUUCCUAUGUUGAGUAAUGUUAACAUACACAUGGGACAGUUUCUUGAAUCAAUUGAUGACAAAAUACCCUCGUUCGUGGGUAUAAAAUUCACCAGUGCCAAUUUAGAGGAAGGAGCACAAGCGUUACGUGCCGAUAAUAGGAAAUAUGUUAUUUUCCUUGGCAAUGAUCAGUUAAUAAAUGCUGCAUGUGCAUUGGGGAUGGAUUCCUUCAUAGUAACCAGCAUAAACAUGUUUCCGGAAUUUGUAUUAAAUCUCCUUGCUGCUUUCAAGAAAGGAAAUAUAUUAAGGGCUAAAGAUAUGCAAGAGAAGCUUUCAAGCAUUGUGAAUGCUAUAACGAAGCAUGGUAACUGGGUGCAGACUAUGAAAGUAGCAAUGACUCUUCUUACUGACAUUAAUGUAGGGCUACCUCGUGCACCACUUAAACCUAUUUCUUCUGAAGCUGUAGCAAUUAUGACGGAAGACUUAACAACCUUAGGAGCUUAACUUCAGCCAAACGUUAAACGUUAUUGAGAAUAUUUUCCUUCUUCUUUUACAGAAAUUUAGCACUGGAAAAACAGUGAUUAAUGAACAAACGGUGCUUUUAAUACACAAAAUAAAUAAUUUCCAGUGUUAGAUUAUAGAUUUCUAUAAUGGUUUAAGGGUUCAUCACAUUUGUGUGAUUUAUAUUUAUAUCACAUUAUAUAUUAUCUCAUUUCAGGUUUUCCAAUAAAUUAAUUGUUACUAUCCAU
Messenger RNA from Wasmannia auropunctata (little fire ant), 1410 nucleotides. Its product is annotated as N-acetylneuraminate lyase-like. The transcript has 8 exons. The record is from RefSeq and is a predicted model, not a curated record. Gene Ontology annotation, biological process: N-acetylneuraminate catabolic process. Bases 254 to 1165 code for a protein of 303 amino acids. Gene Ontology annotation, molecular function: 4-hydroxy-tetrahydrodipicolinate synthase activity; N-acetylneuraminate lyase activity. Lineage: Eukaryota; Metazoa; Arthropoda; Insecta; Hymenoptera; Formicidae.